Amphiprion ocellaris (clown anemonefish) is the source of this 2905-nucleotide messenger RNA. It is a transcript of the gene lpar2a, whose product is annotated as lysophosphatidic acid receptor 2a. The record is from RefSeq and is a predicted model, not a curated record. Gene Ontology annotation, cellular component: membrane. The coding region runs from base 386 to 1495 and encodes 369 amino acids. Lineage: Eukaryota; Metazoa; Chordata; Actinopteri; Pomacentridae. Gene Ontology annotation, molecular function: lysophosphatidic acid receptor activity. Gene Ontology annotation, biological process: G protein-coupled receptor signaling pathway. The transcript is spliced from 4 exons.
UAAAACACUUCCAAGUUGAGCUGAACCUGUUUGCUGUUGGCUCUUCGUUUGUUGCUCAGUGUUACGUUUAAUUCUUUUUUGUUCCUCUACAUUUAUUGGGGAUUCCCAAAGCAGAAUCAACCGGUGAGAACAGCAAAAGAAGUUAUAAUCUUCGCCGUCUGAGGUCGGUGAGUGUUUUGUCCGAUUUUUCCGGCUGACCGUGGAGGCAGCGCCGCUACCUGUCGGUCAGGUCCAGCUGAUGGUGAGUCAGAGAGGCGUCGUCCUGCCGCUGAUCAGCACAUGGAGCAACAGCGGGAUAAAGUAUUUCUGUUCCCCCAGAUGGCAGCUCACACCGCCGGUUUGACAUCGAACCAGUCUGGAUGGAGGAACUUCUAAAGCGUGCGUUAUGGCCACUGAGAGCAGUGUGUGGAAUACCUGCAACUACAACCACAAUGUCACCUUUUUCUACGACUUGGUGGGUAAGAAUAUCAGCGUAGGGUGGACUCCGCGGGACUCUGUGGUCAUCGGACUGGGCUUGACUCUAUGUGUUAUUGUAGUCCUCGCCAACCUGAUGGUGAUGGUAGCCAUCCUCCUGAACCGUCGCUUCCACUUCCCCAUUUACUACCUUCUGGGCAACAUGGCCGCAGCAGACCUGUUUGCCGGAGUCGCCUAUGCCAACCUGAUGUUGAACACGGGCCCCUGGACCAGAAUGCUCACCAAGGAGCAGUGGUACAUCCGCGGGGCUUUGAUCGACAUCAGCCUGACAGCCUCCGUGGCCAACCUCCUAGCUGUCGCCGUGGAGCGCCACCAGACCAUCAUCACCAUGCAGCUGCACAGCAACAUGACCAAGCGGCGUGUGGUGCUGCUGAUAGUCUGCAUCUGGGUCACAGCUAUCAUCAUGGGCCUGGUGCCAUCCACGUUCUGGAACUGUGAGUGUGAUCUUGAGGACUGCUCCACCGUCGCUCCCCUAUACAGUCGCCGCUUCCUUAUCUUCUGGGCAGUUCUCAACCUGCUCACUUUCUUCAUUAUGGUGGCAGUGUACACCCGUAUCUUCAUCUAUGUGAGAUACCAGAGCCGGUCUAUGUCUCAGCACACGUCAGAGAUGCGACACAACCAGACUGUUGUCAACCUGAUGAAAACAAUCUCCAUGGUUCUGGGUGCCUUUGUAAUCUGCUGGACGCCUGGCCUCAUGACUCUCUUACUGGAUGGGCUUUUGGGUAAAGCCAGCCAUGCCAACAGCUAUGAGAAGUACUGCUUGGUGAUAGCAGAGUGCAACUCUCUGGUCAAUCCCAUCAUCUAUUCUCUGCGGGACGACGAGAUGCGGAGGACAUUCAAGUGGAUCCUUUGCUGUCUGUGUCAGAGAGGCGCUCAUCAGCAGAGGGAGCCUUCGACUGUCGAGAUUAACUCUCCGCUGCCAGAGGAGACUCUUGGCUUUGUCCAGAAGUCAGCGGCUCAGGCCUUAUGUAAGACUCAAGACACCAACGACAAAGACGGUUGGACAGAUCCCAGGGUAUGAUGCCACUUCAGAAACAUUGUAAUCUAAGCAUUUGUUAUUCAAGUUUUCUGCUGGACAUUACACAUUUUCUACAAAGCUCUUUCCUUCCAUGUUUACUUUUUGAAACUGAAUAAAAAAAAAAAAAAAAACGGCUGAAAAAGAUUUUCAUCAGCAUUGGAGAAAAGUUUUCAUUUCUCAGCGUAAUGUUUUCCUGCGCCUCGGUGAGGCCAACAGAUUCACAUAUUAAUCAUAAGAUGGUGCAAUCUCUCCUUUUAUUACAUUUGACUAUCACAAGAGCAUUUGUGACAAAUUAUAAAAUGAAACACUCCUAAAAUCUGAAAUCAAAUACUGAAAAAUCACACUAAAUCAUUUUUAUUAAUUUUCUAAUAAGAACACUACAAUUUGUCAUAUUCUUCCUUUUGUUUUACUCUUUCUAGAACAAUUCUAAAGUUGAGGUAUAAAAGGAGUUCAUACAGACUCACAAGUCUGAAAACAGUGGGGGUUAUAUACAAGAGAAAUGGAAAGACAGAGGUAGAGAGAGGGGUAAAUACAAGGGAAAGAGGGGAGAUACAAAUAUACUAAUAAAAAGAAAGAAAUCAAAAAGGUUUAAGGAGCCAUUUGGUGCUGUGGAUGUCAUUUAGUCACUUGCACAAUUCAAACAAUCGUUAAACGUGAUUUACAAGAGGAAAUAAAAUUUGGUUCUGUAUUUUAGAUAUAUAGCUCUGAUGCAAAAUUACAGGGGGGCAUACAGUAAAUACCGGCAAUGAGUACUUUGGCAAGGAUGUUUUUUGCUGUACUAAUCUUUGAGGUGAGUGGCAGGAGUUUCACAUGGAAACUGAAGCAAAGAUCAUCUGCUUAAAUGUAAAUAGCGGUCUUUCCUACAGGUUUGCCUGUUCCAAGCUGAAACAAGACUUAUAAUUUAGCUAUUUGUCAAAAGAAAAUCAAACAAUUAAGCAAAUGUACUGCUAUCAUAUUUUCACAAUCCUAAUGAUUUAAAUGGUUUUUUUUAGAAUUAAUUGAAAUUCAGGUUUCACAUUUAGCUGAUGUGGAGGUCCACAAGAUAAACUUCAGUUCAUAUAAUUAUCUUUGCAAAUUGAAAUUUCAGAUUUCAUGGAAUGAUCUGAGCAAGUUCGAUUUAAAUAUUUGGAAAGGUGACUAAACAACUGAGGAAGUGUGGAAACUUAUGGGGAAUCAAAUGGGAAAAAUUACCAAAAUAAAAUCUAAUAAUGUCCAUAGGAGAAUACAAUUCUCUUUCCACAGCACCAAAUGCUGCAUCUGUAAACCCUACAUUGCAACCCGGUUAUGUAACAAAAGACCUAAAUAAUAUUCAAAACUGAUACAGAGUUAUUGUGAAUCCUGUGACACAGAGGCCAAAAUAAAACUGGCAUCUCAACGAAACAUCAAAAUUUAUAAAAGAAAAAAAUACUGAAA